CCUAAUCAAAUCAUCGACAUCAGUAAAACAAUUUUUGAAAAGGGCAACAAACUUGCAUAGUAAGAGAAAACAAUGUAUAAGCUCAUUGGUAAAUAAUCAAACAAGAUCAUUCGGACGUAAAAAGGAAAUUGAUGAUAGUGAAGUUAUUUUAAUCGUUCCGAACCAAGGAACACACAUCAUGGGAUGGGGAAGUAAUGAUGAAGGACAAUUAGGAUUAAAUUCAUUUUCAGUUAAAGUAUCUACACCAAUGUUUAUUAAUUCCUAUUGGUUUAACGAUAAGGAUAUUAAAAAGAUCAGUGUAGCUUCAUCAGGACAACAUGUUUUAGCUUUAACAGAAGAUGGAUAUGUUUACACUUGGGGAAGAGGAGCAGAACAUCAACUUGGAGUUGAAAAUAAUUUCAGUCAAGCUGCUCCACAACUUGUUGAUCCAAAAUAUUUCAAUAAUAGAAAAGUUGUUGAUAUACAAUGUGGUACUUACCAUAGUUGUGUUAUUGAUGAUGAAGGUAGAUUAUAUACUUGGGGUUUCAAUGGAAGUAUUUUCAAUCAAUCAGCUUUAGGUCAUGGAAAGAAUUCUUGGUUAACAGAUUUGUCAAAACCAAAACAAGUUGAAGCUCUUAAAGGUGAAUUUGUGAAACAAGUAGCAGCUGGUCAAUAUCACACUGGUGUUAUUUGUGGUGAACAAGGUAAUUCUGAAUCAAAUCAAGUUUUCGUUUGGGGUAAAGGAGAUUGGGGACGUCUUGGACUCGGCAAUUCAAAUUCAAAACCUUUACCAACUCCAUUGGAAAUGUAUGAAGAAGAUGAAAAUGGUACAAGAAAGACUCGUUUUGAAACUAUUAGAAUGGGUACAAACUAUUCCGCAUUGAUCGAUUCACAUGGUAAAUUAUACAUGUUUGGUAGAAAUGAUGGCCAACAAUUGGGUAUUGAAACGCCAGGUAACUAUGUCAGUGGUGGUCAAUUCGAUGGUGAAUCAACUCCAAAAUUACUUUCACAAUUUUCUGAUAGAGAUAUUAAGGUUAAAGAUGUUGCUUUGGGUGAAUCAAUUACUGCUUGUGUUACUGUUGAUGGUCGUGGUUUCGUUUGGGGUAAGAAUAUUCACCUUCCUCAUGAAGUCAAUUUCGGUAAGGGUGCCAGAGUUAUUGAAUGUGCUGCUGGUAAGAAUCAUGUUUCAUUCGUACCAAGAAAUAGACAAGCUAUUUUCAUGAUGGGUGGUAAUUGGAGUCAUCAAUUGGGUGUUAAAGGUAAUUUCGGUCACCAAGAAGUGAUUAAAUUGACUCGUCAUUUAGUUCCUGGCAAGAAAUUACAAAUGGCUUGUGGUAGCAAUUUCACUUUGGCAUUAUCUAAUUUGGAAUAUCAAUUCGAUGGUGAAGAUGAUGACUUUACUGAUGCUGCCUUGAUAGACAAUGCUGGUAACAGUGUUGAAUUGUAAACAAAUAAAUAAUUUACUAU
Naegleria gruberi is the source of this 1446-nucleotide messenger RNA. RefSeq names its product hect E3 ubiquitin ligase. Bases 179 to 1426 code for a protein of 415 amino acids. The transcript has a single exon. NCBI's taxonomy places the organism in Eukaryota, Heterolobosea, Eutetramitea, Acrasida, Naegleriidae. The record is from RefSeq and is a predicted model, not a curated record.